Lycium barbarum (goji berry) is the source of this 729-nucleotide messenger RNA. RefSeq lists its product as uncharacterized. Lineage: Eukaryota; Viridiplantae; Streptophyta; Magnoliopsida; Solanales; Solanaceae. The transcript has a single exon. The coding region runs from base 1 to 729 and encodes 242 amino acids. The record is from RefSeq and is a predicted model, not a curated record.
AUGCCUUUGGAAGAGGCCGUUAACCUUCUAAUAAGGCAAUUGGCUGAAGCUAGAGAAGAAGCAGCCCGCCUGAGGGCUACAAAAGAAAAUGCUACUAACACUGAGGCUAGAAGGCCUGCACCCACUUUCCCAAAUUUAGACUUACCAAUCCCUGACCAUUUCCCACAGACUCAAAAUGGAGCUACUUUUCAAACUCCACUGUGCCGAAGCACCACCUAUGUGGGGAAUUCCACCCACCAAACACCGGCUUUCCAAAUACAUGCUCAUGCUACAGCAUGUCACAACCCAAACGCUUAUCAAACUCCUCGGGUAGCGGGAACUCCUACAACCCGCCCCAUGCAACCAAAUGUUACUUUUCAAGACCAUAUCACCCAUAUUGACUCCUCACUAGAACUGGAGAACGUAAAAAUGUUCUUUGAAGCUAGAAUAGACAAAAUCGAGAAGGAGAUGGGGAAGAAAAUCGUUGAACUAGAGCAGGGCUCCAAGAAGAAAAAAGGGCUGAGAUACUCUGAUUUGUGCAUACAUCCAGACUUGGGUUUACCAAAAGGUUUCAAAAUUCCCAAAUUUGACCAUUUCAAUGGGCGGGGCAAUCCCAGAGCCCACUUGAGAGUUUAUUUCUACCAGUUGGUCGGGAGUGGCGGAAACGAAGCUUUGCUCAUGAGAUUAUUCAGUCGAAGUCUGUCAGGAAAAGCUAUGGAGUGGUUCAUCUGGCAAGACAUUAGUCGAUGA